GGGCUCCAGCCCUUAGCAAGAUGGCGAUUUGCGUGUAGAUCCCCGUUACUGACAUCUUGCUCAGGGGGUUCAUUGCUUAGUAGGAACCGUGAAGAUUGCCGUGACCGCCGUCUUACUAAGGGGGUUCACCGCUUGGAAGCGUGAGGAUUGCCAUCUUACUAAGGGGUUAUCAUGCCCUUAGAUGCAUGAAAAUUGCCGUGACCGCCAUCUUACUAAAGGGGGUUCACAGCUGAGUAAGAAGCGUGAAGAUUGCCGUCACCGCCAUCUUACUAAGGGUGUUCACCGCUGAGUAAGAAGCGUGAAGAUUGCCGUCACCGCCAUUUUACUAAGGGGGUUCACCGCUGAGUAAGAAGCGUGAAGAUUGCCGUCACCGCCAUCUUACUAAGGGUGUUCACCGCUGAGUAAGAAGCGUGAAGAUUGCCGUCACCGCCAUUUUACUAAGGGGGUUCACCGCUGAGUAAGAAGCGUGAAGAUUGCCGUCACCGCCAUCUUACUAAGGGGGUUCACCGCUGAGUAAGAAGCGUGAAGAUUGCCGUCACCGCCAUCUUACUAAGGGCGGUGAGAGGAGGAGGAGUAGUGGGGGGGAUAACCCCGACGCGCGCGAGGCGCCCCAGUCGGGGCCGGGUCCCACGGGCCAGGGCGACAUGGUGGGGACGCGGGGGCGGCAGCGAGGGCGACUCUGGCCGCGGGAGUUCGCGGCGGCGGUGGUGGUGGUGUCGGUGUUCGUGUGUCUGACGGUGCGGGCGGAGCCGUGGCGAGCAGGGCGCACGGGACCGUCCCUCGAUGACGAUCUACUGCUGCCCUACCCGGCGGGCUCCCCGCACGGGGCCCGCGUGCCGCUGCGCGUGGUGCGGCAAUGUCAACCGGGGACCUAUGGCAACGUCACCCACGAAGCGUGGCCUGCUCACCGGCCCGGGCCCGGCGUGGCCCACGGUCACGGUGUUAUCACGCACCAGUUCGUCUCCGACAUCAAAACUAGCGACGGCGCUAAGAAGGUAUUCGUGUACGGCCACUGGACGGUGGUGGAGGAUCCGGCGCGGACCCUGUCGGUGCUGGAGCCGGGAGGAGACGGCGGGUGCUCGGAUUAUCGGCGCGAGACGGUGGCGGAGACGGCAGAGACGCGUCGCUGCCUCGUCUCAGCCAACGCCGGCUUCUUCCGCCCGUACAUGGGGCGCUGCCUCGGCAACAUCGUGAGCGACGGGCGCUCCGUGCUCGGCGCCAACGGAGUGAGGAACGCGAAUUUCGGCAUACGCCGGGACGGCACCAUCGUCACCGGGUACCUGUCGGACGACGAAGCGGAGGAGGAAGAGGAGGAACAGGAUGGUGCGGAGCAGAGCCCCUGGCUGCAGCUAGUGUCCGGCGUGGUGUGGCUGUUGCGUAACGGCUCCAUCUACAUCAACGAGAGCCGUGCCGUCGAGUGUGGCGACACCCAGGAGACCGGCACGUUCGACCGCUUCAUUAGCGUGGUGUCGGCACGCACGGCCGUCGGGCACGACCGCGAGGGGCGCGUCGUCCUCGUGCAGAUCGACGGGCAAACGGACGCACGCGGGGUGAACCUGUGGGAGUUCGCCGCCUUCCUGCAGGCCCACGGUGUCAUGAAUGCCGUGAAUCUGGACGGUGGGGGCUCAGCGACACUGGUGCUUAACGGCACGCUCGCCAACUACCCGUCCGACCACUGUGCGGAAGACCCCAUGUGGCGGUGCGCGCGCCGCGUCUCCACUGUGCUGUGCGUGCAUGAGCCGGCGUGUGCGCCGCCUGGGUGCGGCGAGCACGGCGAGUGUGUGGCCGGGCUGUGCCGGUGCCGGCGGGGCUGGGUGGGCGCCGCGUGCGACGCGCUGCUCUGCGGCGCCGGCAACUGCAGCGGCCGUGGCAUUUGCACGGAAGAUGGCUGUGUUUGUGACGCCGGGUGGAUGGGUGAAAACUGCACAACCGAUUGCCCCAAGGGAUGGUUCGGGGGCGGCUGUGCCCAGCGGUGUGCAUGUGCGCAUGGCGCGACCUGUGACCCUGUGAGCGGGCGCUGCGGUUGUGCGCGUGGGUUUCACGGCGCCCACUGUGACGCAGAGUGCCCUCCGGGCCUGCACGGCUCUGGCUGCACCCUCGAGUGCAACUGCAGCCGCAGCUGCACGUGCGACGCUGUCACCGGCAACUGCACCGGCGGCGCCCUCCCCAGCAGCGUCAGCAAAGUGUGCUCCUGCCUUGCGCAGCAGGCGGUGCGGCAGGGCGCAGCCGCCAGCCUCUCGCGUCUUGCUACGGACCCCUGGUUCCUCGUCUCCUCCGCGCUGGCCGUGCUGGCGGCGCUGCUGAUGCUGGGAAUCGUGCUGCAGUGGUUGGGGCCAGCCCGGUGUCGGCGAGCACACGGGCCUGAGCGCUACGAGUACCACGCGCUGGUGCCCACCGCCAACGGUCGCCAGGCCCGCGAGGAGGAGGUCAGCACAGGCGACGACGACGAUGACGACGAGGUGGAGGCCUCCGUGGUGUCGCUUACGGGACCGCCAGGGGUCACGUAGAGGUCGGUUGCAUUGGGAGAGGGCAGGUGAGCGGGACGGUCACAUGGUGCUGGUGAAUAGUAGUUUCCUGCUUGAAUGAGCAUUGAGGCUGUGCUCAUCUUCUGUUUACAACCCUGAGCCAGUGGUAGAAAUUCUACAUUCCUAUGGCAAGGGUGAGGUUAUCCAUACGGGUGUAUUAAUCGUGGACACGCACAGUGUACUUCACGAUGGACGUUAAAGUUCCCGUGAACGUUAUUCAACAAAAAUGAGGCUAUGUGUGGCAGCUCCGCUAUUCUUACUCGCAGUUGAGGUCAUGUUGCCACGUGGCAAGAUCGUUGCAUGCCAGCAGACUAAUGCCCACUUGCUGCCUGGUGCUAUGCCCACCUUUUGCUGCGCAGGAACAGAUGAUGGCGGAGGGUGGUCCCCCUUGGCCCUGUAUAAACGUGACGUGAUGACGAUGCCUGCAAUUGUAUUGGAAUGGCUGAUUUAGAUUUGGACAGAUUUUAGCGACAGCCAUUGACAUUUGCCAUCGACGAUCAUUCGUAAGUAGCCCUGGUUUAGCGCGGCCUUCGGCUUCGUCAGAUGAUGGAAUCGCGCACUCGGCCACGGCAGCUCCGUACCAAUAGGGACGCACGCCAUGGUCUGGCAGUUAUGUCUUCCGGACUCGCAGUUCCAUGCCAAUGGGGAUGCCGUGGUUUUUGCGGGAAGUGCACGAGUCGUCGACAGACCGGUCGUGAGGGUGAUGGCGUGAUUUCCGCGAGCGCGCUGCGGGUAUUAAUUUUGUGAGAUGUGGGAGCCGGGCGUUGCGUCCCCCUUCAUGCGUGCGCAGAGCCUUCCCUGCGGCUCUCGUGCCAUGCGACGCGGGAAGAGGUGGCGACGGAUGUGUUAACGAGGUGCAAUUCUUAACUGUGAACGACUCGCCGCCGUGCGGCAUGCUGUGACGUCAACGGGUCGGGUCUGUGGCCCGGCCGGCAGAAACGUUCGUUUGUUUGAUUUUCGUUUCCCAACGAUGUUCCCUGGCCGGUUGUGUUGCAACACUUAUUGAUAUACGCACAUUGCUCAUCUCUUGGGACUACGAGCCAAGGAAGGCUGGACUGGGUGGAUUCCGGGGGACGAGCAACACGGGGACUAAGCGUCUGCUGCUGUUGUGUCGGCAAGUGCCUCGUGGUUUGUCCGACGGUGGAACUCGCUGCAUCCGUGGAAGCGUUUCACGGGCCGUGAUGAAAUAAACGUUCUGCCGCAGGACGUCACACUGUCGUCGGUUUUGCCGGGCAGUGAGUGGAUGAC
This is a messenger RNA of Petromyzon marinus (sea lamprey), 3773 nucleotides long. It is a transcript of the gene NAGPA, whose product is annotated as N-acetylglucosamine-1-phosphodiester alpha-N-acetylglucosaminidase. Lineage: Eukaryota; Metazoa; Chordata; Hyperoartia; Petromyzontiformes; Petromyzontidae. The record is from RefSeq and is a predicted model, not a curated record. Gene Ontology annotation, biological process: secretion of lysosomal enzymes.